AUGGACUACAGCGCCUCUAUCAACGAUUCCGACAACGCCGGUGUCGAUCCCUGGGGAUCUCCCGAGGCAUCUCCCCGCCGCCACCAGACCGGCUUUCGGCCAGCGUCCGAUCCGUCGCAGUCGCCGUAUCAGCAGCCGUUUGAUACCGCUCAUAUCGCCUCGGGGUCGGACCGAUCCGAUGCCGGCAUCUUUGGCUCGGACAACCCUGACUAUCAGCGUCCAGAAACUGCCACCAGCGUCCGGUCCAACACCAACACAUAUACGGAUGGGAGCUUAGCCGAGACCUUGGUCGGCCCCGGCUAUGAUGGCGACUCUGCUGCGCAGUACAAUCGCCAGGAACAGUUCCAACAGCUGCCGCCGCCGCAGCAACAGCAUCAGCAAUAUGGCCAAGGUCCACUCCCUCCCCAACCGAAUGAAUCCUCCAGAUUUUCCAGCGAGACCGCUACCGAUCCUCUGGUCGCUGCUGGGCCUCAACGGCUGCCUCAGCCCAAGUACAAGCUCCAGGCCAAGAUCACCGCACUGGAGCGCACCGGCCGCAAAGACCCCAUUUUGCGGUUUGACGUCCAUAUACGUGACAUUCGCCGUCUGCACUCAGAGUUCGAAAAGCUAGCAGAACACCUUAUAUCGGCCAACCCCGAAGCCCUCGUGCCUGCAGUACCACCGGCCUUGACAUCGGCCGGUGCCGGCACGGAGGAGGACGAGGCCCGCGUGAAAGCGUUGAUGCAGCGCUGGCUCAACUACGUGUGCAGCAACGAGGUCCUGAUGCACGACGACGAAAUGGUCCUGUUUGCCGAGAGCGACUUUGGCUACAGCCCCAUGCACAAGAAGAGGCAGCCGGCGACGGGCGUGCGCCGCAAGAUCCUCAAGCAGUUUGCCCCUCCGGCUGACGACACGCCUGAGCUGCAGCAGGCGCGGCCCGCAGUCAAGCUGUUUUACCUUGGCACCAUGGAUGCCGGUCACAAGGUGGACAAGCUCGUCAAGGCCCGAAGAGGACUGGGACUGGCCGAGUCGGACUUUGGUGUCAAGCUGGGCGCCAUGAACGUGCAGGAGCUGCACCCGGGGCUGGCAAACGCAUACCGGAAGCUGGGCAAGGUGAUCCAGACGGCAGGCGACUACCAAGCGGCGCAGGCGACGGCGGAGGCGACGACUCUGGGCGACCCGCUGGCAUACCACUCGACAGACGCGCUGAUCUUCAAGGAGACGCUGACAAAUCGCCAGCUGCUGGUCCGCGAACUGCUGCAGGCACAGGAGAACUCGCGCAGCCGGCUCAACGCAGCCGACCGACUCAAGGCCAGCUCGAACGUGCGUCGCGAGAAGGUCGACGAGGCCAUUGCCGCGCACGCCGACGCCCACCGGCACGAGUCAGAGCUGAUGCAAAAGACAGCGCGCGUGACCCACAACCUCGUCUAUGAGCGUCGCCGCUGGUUCGCCCGCACGUCUGCCGACCUGCGCCUCAGCAUCCGCGAGUUUGUCAUCCGCGAGAUCGAGGCCGAGCGCCGUACUCUGUCGCUGCUCGAGACUGUCCGUGGCGACAUCCGCAGCAUCGACAACUCCGGUGGCCUCAGCCGCCUCAACCGCGAGUCUCAUCCCGCUACCGUGCGUCGCGUCAACCUGGCCUCCAGCCAGGGCCCCAAAGGCGACGCCUGGAGCGGCGUACCGCGUCGCUCCGACGCCCUUCUCGGCCGUGGUUCUGUCAACACCACAACGGGCGACGACGGCACCGAGGACUUUGAUGGCGCCAGCGGCUCCGUCGCUGGCGUUGCUGGCUCAGGACUGCUAAAGGGCUUAAUAGGAGCCGUCAGCGAAGAAGAGGACGACGACCGGGUGGAUGCGCGGAAUGCGGCCAGCCGGUUGGCUACGAGCACGUUCUGA
Messenger RNA from Grosmannia clavigera kw1407, 1872 nucleotides. Its product is annotated as vacuolar protein sorting-associated protein vps17. Gene Ontology annotation, molecular function: phosphatidylinositol-3-phosphate binding. The record is from RefSeq and is a predicted model, not a curated record. Bases 1 to 1872 code for a protein of 623 amino acids. Gene Ontology annotation, cellular component: endosome; retromer, tubulation complex. The transcript has 3 exons. Lineage: Eukaryota; Fungi; Ascomycota; Sordariomycetes; Ophiostomatales; Ophiostomataceae. Gene Ontology annotation, biological process: intracellular protein transport; retrograde transport, endosome to Golgi.